AUGGCGCAAGUCAUGCAAUCGGCUGUGAGGCUGCCGUCGCCUGAGCCUGGUGAUGCUACGUUACCAGCAGAAGUCUCUGGGAGUUCAGCACGCAAACGACCAUCCACAUCCCGCUCACCUUCACCACGCCGUGAUGCUCCAGCGCUGCGACGGAGAUCAUACUCUCGCUCGCCACCACCACCUCCUCGAAAUGGUCCUCUGCCGCGUGAUGUCGACCGCUCACGAGCCAUGGAACGAGCACGCCAACUCGAAAUGCGACAGCGCGACGACGUGGAACCCGCCAAACCACUCACGGAUGCUGAGAAGCAGGCUGCGGCCAAAGUAGAGUACGACAAAUUGCUCAAUAUGCGUUCGGGCGGUACCUAUAUCCCUCCGGCCCGACUGAAGGCUCUCCAGGCGCAAAUCACCGAUAAGACCUCGAAGGAGUACCAGAGGAUGGCUUGGGAGGCGCUCAAGAAGAGCAUCAACGGUCUUAUCAACAAAGUGAACGUCAGCAACAUCAAGGACAUCGUGCCAGAACUGUUCAACCAGAACUUGGUUCGUGGUCGAGGCCUAUUCUGCAGGAGCAUCAUGAAGGCACAGGCUACCAGCUUACCCUUCACACCCAUCUUGGCUGCUAUGGUGGCGAUCGUGAAUACGAAGCUGCCACAGGUGGGCGAGCUGCUUAUCAAUCGCCUGAUCAUCCAGUUUCGAAAGGCUUUCAAGAGGAAUGACAAGAGUGUGUGCGGUUCUGCUACAGCAUUUAUCGCACACUUGAUAAAUCAGCAGGUUGCGCAUGAGAUGCUCGCGGCGCAGAUCCUGCUUCUACUCCUGCACAAACCUACAGAUGAUGGUGUGGAGAUUGCGGUCGGACUUAUGAAGGAGGUGGGACAGCAUAUUGAGGAGAUGAACAGUCAGAUUGCACUGGCGGUGUAUGAUCAGUUCCGAAGCAUUCUGCACGAGGCAGACAUCGAUAAGAGGGUGCAGUACAUGAUCGAGGUUUUGUUCCAGAUUCGCAAAGACAAGUACAAGGAUCACUUGGCUGUGAGGGAGGAGUUAGAUCUAGUGGAAGAGGAGGAUCAGAUCACACACCGACCCGGGCUGGAUAAUCAGAUGACGACGGAGGAUGGGCUGAAUGUCUUCAAAUUUGACACCGAGUACGAGGCGAACGAAGAGGCGUACCUCAAGCUCAGGGCUGAAAUAUUGGGUGAAGCGUCUGGUAGUGAGGACGAGGACGAGGACGACGAGGAUGCAGAGGAUGAGAGCAGCGAUGAGGAAGAGGAUGAGAAGGAGAAGGCCGUGGAGAUCAAGGACCAGUCGAAUACUGAUCUCGUGAACUUGCGAAGAUCGAUCUAUCUCACAAUCAUGUCCUCUGGAGGGUUUGAGGAAGCAUGUCAUAAACUCAUGCGCAUCAACCUACCUGCCGGCAAGGAGGAAGAGCUCCCGAGCAUGAUCAUCGAGUGCUGCUCGCAGGAACGAACUUACAACAAAUUCUUUGGCCUAAUCGGCGAGCGCUUCUCAAAGCUCAAUCGCAUGUGGAAGGAUCUAUUUGAGCAGAUGUUCACCAAGUACUACGAGACCAUCCACCGGUACGAAACAAAUCGUCUGCGUAUCAUUGCGCAGUUCUUUGGACACCUCUUAGCUAGCGACGCACUCAGCUGGGAAGUACUACAGGUCGUCAAGCUCAACGAAGAGGACACCACAUCCUCCUCCCGUAUCUUCAUCAAGAUUCUAAUCGAAGAUCUUGCGCAAGGUGUAGGUAUGAAGAAGCUCACCGAUCGACUUAGAGCAGACGAACUUCAGCCUGCACUCGCCGGCAUGUUCCCGACAGACAACCCGAAGAACACUCGCUUCAGCAUCAACUUCUUCACGGCUAUUGGGAUGGGUCAGCUUACAGAGGGUAUGCGUGAGUGGCUCAAGAACAUGCCGAAGCCAGCACCUGUUGCUUUGCCACCGGCACGCAGUCCUACGCCUAGCAGUAGGGAGCGAAGUGAGAGCGUGUCGAGCUAUAGUAGCUACAGCAGCUACUCGAGCAGAGAUGCUUCUCGUAGUCGGUCACCGCCAGGGAGAGAGGCGAGGGGCCGGAGUCUUAGCAGGACACCACCGAGACGCGACAGGAGUGCGAGCUACGAUUCGCGAUCACGAUCGCCACCGAGACGCAGUGCCAGGAGUGCGAGCUACGAUUCGAGAUCACCACCACCGAAGCGUGGGACACAGGAUCGUGAUGAUUCUCGGUCUCCGCCUCGCCAGAAAAGGUACUCUUCCAUCUCACGCUCACCACCACUAAGACGACCGACGAACGGCAAAGCUCGCGCAUUAUCGGCCUCACGCUCUCCUACCCAGACACGAGGCCGUGCCACAACAGACUCCCGCUCGCCUCUGCCCCGAAAACGAGGUCGCUCAUACUCUGCCAGUUCCUACGACUCCCGCUCACUAUCUCGAUCACGCUCGCCUCCGCCACGAAAUACGCCAGCUACGCGCGACGACGGCCCGGCAAGGAAGCGGAGGAAGAAUUCUAGUUCGCCCGAAAGGUCGAGAUCGCCACCGCGGAGACAAGUGGAGGCCAAGGCUGAGGUGGAGGCGAAGAAGGAUGAGAGUGAGGAUUUGAGUCAUAUUCAUCCGAGUAGACGGGGAUUGAUGGGCGGCGGAGGCGCAGGAGGAAGGGCCAGGGCUAGUGAUUUUAUGUGA
Recurvomyces mirabilis is the source of this 2667-nucleotide messenger RNA. It is a transcript of the gene CWC22, whose product is annotated as pre-mRNA-splicing factor cwc22. The transcript has a single exon. The record is from RefSeq and is a predicted model, not a curated record. Gene Ontology annotation, cellular component: catalytic step 2 spliceosome. Gene Ontology annotation, biological process: mRNA splicing, via spliceosome. Bases 1 to 2667 code for a protein of 888 amino acids. Gene Ontology annotation, molecular function: RNA binding; protein binding. Lineage: Eukaryota; Fungi; Ascomycota; Dothideomycetes; Mycosphaerellales; Teratosphaeriaceae.